This is a messenger RNA of Recurvomyces mirabilis, 267 nucleotides long. RefSeq lists its product as uncharacterized. The transcript is spliced from 2 exons. The coding region runs from base 1 to 267 and encodes 88 amino acids. The record is from RefSeq and is a predicted model, not a curated record. NCBI's taxonomy places the organism in Eukaryota, Fungi, Ascomycota, Dothideomycetes, Mycosphaerellales, Teratosphaeriaceae.
AUGGCAAGCCUCACAGCAGCGGGACCUGGAAGUAGUGACGACACCUCUGAGGCAGACUGGAAGCACGCCGAGUCCACACCCAAGCCAGAGCCAACCGUCUAUCGCUACAUCGCAGAAGGCUCAGGAGGCACAUACACAUUCGCAGAUGGCGACAUCCAGUACAUCGGAACCAGGCGAUGGUCUCGACAGAUCAACUCUGAACAGGAGGCCGUAAUCAAGCAGAUCAUCAAAGCAAAGCUUGAUGCAGAGCAGGAGAGCUCGAAUUGA